Molecule: messenger RNA, 2467 nt
Organism: Ctenopharyngodon idella (grass carp)
Lineage: Eukaryota; Metazoa; Chordata; Actinopteri; Cypriniformes; Xenocyprididae
Product: E3 ubiquitin/ISG15 ligase TRIM25-like
Exons: 6
Coding region: 368-2032 (554 amino acids)
Molecular function (GO): zinc ion binding; protein binding
Source: RefSeq, a predicted model, not a curated record
AUAGAUAGAAACCUACGGACUUAUUGUAGGCUAUAUAUAAUUUUGUAUAAAUGCAGUGGGAAAUUGGAAGACAAUAUUUAAGGGGCUCAGUAAGGACCCAGCUGUUUGUAGAUCUGCUGAAUCUCGUGUUUCAGUAGGUUGUUAAAUAGCCUAUUAUACUAUGCUAUUUGCAACGCAAAUGAAUGAUCUCAGAGAAGCAGUCAGACUCCCAUGUAUGUUCUUUUAUGAUCAAAAGGUGUGCCACACCUUACAAACACACCUGUUUUGCACACGUUUUGAGACAGGAAACACUUCUCAGUUGAGAGAAAUCGAAACUUAAGUGUUGUUCAGCAGUUGUCUAGCUGUGUCUGUGUGUUCGUGCUGUGAAAUGGCAGAAUCCCGUAUUUCAGACGAAGAUCAGUUCAGCUGUUCAAUCUGUCUGGAUCUACUGAAGGAUCCAGUGACCAUCCCCUGUGGACACAGUUACUGUAUGAGCUGUAUUACAGACUACUGGAAUCAAGAUGAUCAGACGAGAGUUUACAGCUGCCCUCAGUGCAGACAGACCUUCACUCCAAGACCUGCUUUAAACAAGAAUGUGGUGCUGGCUGAAAUGGUGGAGAAUCUGAAGAAGAAAACGGUCAAAACAGCUCGUACUGCUCUCAGUUACACUGGACCUGGAGAUGUGGAGUGUGACGUCUGUACUGGAAGGAAACGCAAAGCUGUGAAGUCCUGUCUGAUGUGUCUGGAGUCUUACUGUCAAAAUCACUUUGAGUGUCAUGAAGAAUCUCCUUCAAGGAAACGACACAAAGUGACUGAUGCCACUGGACGAAUUCAGGAGAUGAUCUGCUCUAAACAUGACAGACUGCUGGAGGUUUUUUGUCGCACUGACAAGCGAUGUAUUUGUUUGAUGUGUAUGUUGGAUGAACACAAAAAUCACGAUACUGUUUCAGCUGAAGCAGAGAGGACAGAGAAACAGAAACGGGUUGGAGAGAUGGUAAUAUUAUUACAGAAGAGAAUUCCACAUCGGCAAACAAAGCUUCAGGAGCUGAGAGAAUCUGUGCAAACUCACAAGCGUUCUGCACAGGCGGCAGUGGAGGACAGUGAGAGGAUCUUUACUGAACUGAUCCACUCCAUUGUGAGAAGCCGAUGUGAGGUGACACAGAUGAUCAGAGAUCUGGAAAGAGCUGAAGUGAGUCGAGCUGAAGAAGACUUGAAGCAACUGGAGCAGGAGAUUGAUGAUCUGAGGAGGAGAGAUGCUCAGCUGAAGCAGCUUUCACACACAGACAAUCACAUCCAUUUCCUACAGAGUUUCCAGUGUCUUUCUGUCCCUCCUGCAUCUACAGACGGCACUGUCCGUUCUGGCUUGUCUUAUGAUGAUGUGAGAAGCUCUGUGUCUGAGUUACGAAGUAAAUUUGAGAAUUUCUGCAAAGAGGAGAUAAAAAAAUUAUCUGAUAAAGCACAAUGCAUUCAAAUCUGCCUCACCACUGAACCCACUACAAGGGAUGGCUUCUUACACUAUUCCCAUCAGUUUACUCUGGAUUCAGAGUCAGUGCAUAAAACAUUCCGUCUGUCUGAGGGGAACAGAGUGGCUACUUGCACUGCCACAAUCAAACUGUAUCCUGAUCACCCGAACAGAUUUGACGCUUGGCCUCAGGUGUUGUGUAGAGAGAGUGUGUGUGGACGCUGUUACUGGGAGGUGGAGUGGAGUGGGACUCAUGGUGUGGGAAUAUCAGUGUCAUAUAAGAGCAUAAGCAGAAAGGGCAGGGGGAAUGAGUCUAAAUUUGGAUGUAAUGAUCAGUCCUGGAGAUUGUUUCUCUCUCCCUCUGGAUACAUAAUUAGUCACAAUAACAUUAAAUCUGGAGUCCCUGUAAUCUCCAGCUCCUCUAGAAUAGGAGUGUAUGUGGAUCACAGAGCAGGAAUUCUGUCCUUCUACAGCGUCUCUGACACAAUGAACCUCAUCCACAGAUUCCAGACCACAUUCACUCAGCCGCUCUAUCCGGGGUUUGUCUUAAAUAAGGACUCAUCAGUGAAACUGUGUCAUCUAGAAGUAUAGAUGAUAUAAAGCUUCUACAAAUCAUCACAAUCAUAUGACAGAGUCACUUAUGGAGUCAGAUUAAGUUAAUAAUGAUUGUAGUGUAUACAUAUUAAUUGUAGUGUAAAAAUGACAGUAACAUCAUAGGCUGUCAUUUUGCAUUUUUGUGUAAAUCAUUUUAACAUUAAAUAUCACAAGUAACUUAAUUUCUCCAUUUCUCUUUAGCUAUAUGAAAGAUUUUAAAUCAUUGUCAUUAAAUACUUUUUAGAUUGAUAAAUAUAUUUUUUUUACAUUGCACUUAAAACAAUAAAAAAACACUUAUAAUAAACGCUGAUAAUGCUCUGGAUUUAAUAAAUGAUUUUUUUUAAUUGUCUAGAAAUAUCAUACUGUACCUGCACUGUGAAAUAUUGUAGGCUAAUAUAAAUGUGAACAAAAUUAAAUCUAUAUUAUUUUGAA